Messenger RNA from Diaporthe batatas, 3564 nucleotides. RefSeq lists its product as uncharacterized. Lineage: Eukaryota; Fungi; Ascomycota; Sordariomycetes; Diaporthales; Diaporthaceae. Gene Ontology annotation, cellular component: cytoplasm. Gene Ontology annotation, molecular function: GTP binding. Gene Ontology annotation, biological process: SRP-dependent cotranslational protein targeting to membrane. The record is from RefSeq and is a predicted model, not a curated record. The transcript is spliced from 2 exons. The coding region runs from base 321 to 1247 and encodes 308 amino acids.
CUGGGUUAUGACGGGUGGGCUGCACGUAGCUGUACCGAAUUCCAGUUGCAGCAUCAUCCUUCCGGUGCCGGAAGAGACAAGACGGGCGACGCUCUCAAGACGUUGUGAACCAGUCCUAAUGUGGAGACCCUGGUUGACUACGGACUGCCGUCCUGUCCUGAACCAUCGCCAACGACGAGAUAGCUGGCUUGUAUUUGCAUGUCCAAAGCAGCCCACGGAACAACAUUAGUUUCCUCCCAUGAAGCAACGAGCAGACCUCCCUCUGUACCUUUACUAAGUGGCCGUAGGUCUCGACUCACCCACCUCCCACAGUCCACACCAUGGCGAGCACACCAGAUGUCCCACUCCAGUCGAGAGUGGUCGAUGACAAGUCCCCUAAAUGUAUACCAUUCAUCCUCGAGCGCCUCAAGGCCCACCAAGCAAGACAGCCCGCUUCAGGCGGCAGCACCGUCACCAGGCCCUUCAUCAUAGGUCUGAACGGCGUCCAGGGCGUGGGCAAGACGACUCUCGUCAAGGCCCUCGCCGAGACACUGCAGCAGCGGGAGCUCCUCCAGACCAUCGUCGUUAGCAUAGACGACUUCUACCUCCGCCACCAGGACCAGCUGGCCCUCGCCGCCGCCCACCCGGACAACGCCCUGGUGCAGGUGAGGGGGGAGCCCGGCACGCACGACACGGCCCUCAUGCGCCAUGUGUUCACCUCUCUGGUCAACGCCCAGCCCACCCUCAUCCCACAGUACGACAAGUCGGCCUUCAACGGGCUGGGCGACCGCUCGCCCCAGUCAGCCUGGAUCCCCGUCAACCAGCCGGGGCAACGCACCGUGCAGGUCGUGCUGCUCGAGGGGUGGUGCGUCGGGUUCAGGAGCGUCAGCCACGACGAGGUCGUGGCCAAGUGGAGGGCCCCGAGCCGGACGCUACACAGCCACAAGCUCGAGGACCUCUUGUUCGUCAACGACCAGCUCAAGGAGUAUGACGUCGUCACUGACCUGCUCGAUGCCUUUAUUCAUAUCGACGCCGAGGACACGGAGUAUGUCUACGACUGGAGGCUGCAGCAGGAACGGCAGCUAAGGCACGAGAAGGGCUCCGGCAUGACGGACGAGCAGGUGGUCAAGUUCGUGGACGCCUAUUACCCGGCAUACGAGCUGUUCUCCGACGCGGUUAGGAAGGGCAUUUUUGCGGACCGCAAGGGUUGUCAAUUGCAGCUGAUUGUAGGCAAGGAUAGAGGCGUUGUCGACAGCUUGGCCAUCUAGUCCGAGCAGGAAUACCUCGAUGGGAACUCCUCGCAGCACCUAACCCCAGCUUUUGAAAGGUUCCUUCGAACACAUGGACCAUUAUACAGCAAUCAAAAUGGUAUCAUUGGAUGCUACCGGCAUCCUUCUUCUUGGGUCCAGCUUGUCUGGUUAUUACCUCAUAUCACAUGGUUUAGCUCCAAGCGACAUUCCAUAUCCCCCGGCAUUGUCCUGGCCUCGCUGCAUCAUGAUGCCAUAUGCAUAUAACCCUGCGCCAAUUACCUGGCACCAGCCCAGCAGAUCUCCAGCACAGCCAAAUACUUCUGCGCCACUGCGAAGCAAAUAUAUGUAGUGGUUUCGAGAAGCCAGCCCUGUUCCUUGUCCCCUAGUCGCUGGGCUCGCUGCCCUUCAACAUCGCACUGCCGUCGUGCUUGAGCUUAGACAGCUUGCGGUCUAUGGCCUCCUUGCUGCGCCGGACUUCCUCCUCGCGCUCCGAGACCUCCUUCUCGUACUGCUCGACGAUCUUGCGUUUGGCUUGUCGAGCCUCCUUCAUCCUUGUCACCACGCUGCUGAAGCGUUCCAGAAACCAGUCGCCGCUCUCAUCCCACUCGCGCACGGACAUCUGGGUGAAGAGUUGAGCUUGGGCACCCUCGUCCUUGCUUCGACAGAACUCGAGGCGGUCAUCAAGAUUGUCGGCUGGAGGUUUGGCUGGUGAUGUUAUGACCUGUCUGGCAGGAUCAUGAUCGAAUGGUUCGUUCCGCAAUUCGGCGAAGUUCAUUUUUCGCAGAGCCUCCUCGUCGUAAUCGCUGUCAUGGACUCGCUUCUUGGGCGGGGAGAACAUUGGGCCGAGGAGUGCCUGGCGGAUGGGGCUUCCUAGCAGGGCAUCAUCCUGUAAUCUGACAGUCUUCUGUGGUUUCGGUGCUACCACGGGCUUCGGAGGGUUGAGGAUCAUCGUCGCGUCAUCAAGAAUAGCGUGUUUCCGGACCGCCUUGGGGGUAUGCUCCUGUUCCUGAUCUGGAAACUCAUCUCCCUGGGAAUGGAGGUCACUAUCAUCACUGUCCCAGUCCAGAGCAGGGUUACGGCCAUUCUCAUUCUGAGAGUUGGUGGUACGCGGGGGGGCCUGAUAGAGCUCCUUUGGGGGCUGGAAAUAUGCGCUAGGUUGGGGGGCAUCUGCAGCGCUGCUGUGCUUCGUAGGAGAAAUUCUCCGGAAUGGUUCCAUGACGGGAGGUGACCGAUCAAGACGACGCGAUCUCUUGGUCUCCGUACCGGGAACGGGAAAGUUGGAGCGCAAAAAACGAGGGUCUCUCUGGGGCCGAGGACUCGACUCGUCCGACGUGCUGCCGAAGGGGUUUUGCCGAAACCUGGAAGCAUCUGUUCUAGGAUUGUUCGGCGCAUGAGUUAUCAUGCUGGAGCUGAAGCCCUUCUCCAUGAGCGAAGGAACCACCAAUUGACCAUUCUGGUACUCAAAAACCGGGGUGUUUUCAGACUUCCGAUGGGCGUUAUGACCUCGCCGUGGGGGUUGACGGUUGUCGACGAUGUCAGAUCUGGUAUCGUCAUUAUCAUAUUCUCUCUUGUGAGCAGAAUAUUGCACCGAGGCUGGCCGAGCAGGUUCACUCCCGGAAAAUAGAGAGUUGAUGUUGGACUGCUCCUCCCAUCGCUCUCGUAGCCCGUCUGCGGCACGCGGCUCCUCCUUCAACACUUCCCAGGCGUGGUCAGCCUCUGGGCCAUCAUGCCUUUGCUGCCCGACCAAUUCAUUGGCCCUUGAUGGUCCUAAAGAUACCCGAGCAUUGUCGCCGAGUCCCGGCGGCCUGGAAACCUGCGGCGCGAAGUUGGCCCCAUCACCGGAAACCUGGCGAUCUAGGACAGGAAUUACUGGCGAUGCGACGGGAGCCGCUGUGUGGUUCAGGUUCUGAAGGGGCGGGCUCCCUGGAGCAUGAGGGUUUAUGGACGCGCUCUCAUGCUUCUGGAUGAAGCUCUGCAUCUUCCUCUUGGCCGUGGGCACCAUCAUCGUGGCGGAGGCGCGAGCGCGUCGGAAUGAAUACAAAGGCGGGCAGGUGUUGGGGCCGAGUGAACGAGACUGUCCUUUCAAUGGCGCGGUGAGAGUGAGACUAUCGUGGGGUGUGAAAGGGCGGUAGACCCCCGAGAGUCGAGGGGUCUAAGAGAUGCCGUCCGGUACCAAGCUUCACAACAAAUUUGCGAUGCGCCGCAUCGUACGGAGUACGCUGAGCCUCGUCGCUGCUCAAAGUUCCCUGACGGGGCUUGUUUGACCUGCUUGUCAGGCAUCAAUCGAGGCCCGGAGUGGGUGGUUACCAGAAAAGGCACGUCGUGGACGCGCCGC